AUCGGCAGAAGCGGCGGCACAGAUCCGUCCUGCCACCCCGCCGCCGCGCUCGGUGACCAGAGCUGCGGCCCCGCACACGACCGCCUACCCGCCCGCCUCAGGGCUACCCAGCGCGGAGGCGGCGCGCAGCCGAAAGCCUCAGAACAAGGCAGGCGGCGGAGGCAGCGGCGGCGCUGAAUCAGCCCGGCCUCGGGCCAGUACCCGGCAGCAACCGCAGCCAGCAGCGCGGGCGACCGGGCGCGAGGCCACCCCCGCCUCCAGCCCCACCCGGCCGCACCCCAGGCUGCGCGGCGUCACAGAGCGCAUGCGUGCCGCGGGGGAUGCCGGGAGCGCGCAGUGGCGGCAGCGGCGGCGACGGCAGUCAAAGCGGCGGCUCCAGCGGGGACGCGGGUGGGGCGGUGACCGUGUGGGAAGUGGUCUCACUCUUGGCGAAGCUGCUCGGCACCGUCGCCGCUCUGAAGGCGGUUUUGUACCUGCUCCGAGUGUGCCUAGCGAUGGCCUGGAAAUCCGGCGGCGCCAGCCACUCGGAGCUGAUCCACAACCUUCGCAAAAAUGGGAUCAUCAAGACAGAUAAAGUAUUUGAAGUAAUGCUGGCCACAGACCGCUCCCACUAUGCAAAGUGCAACCCUUACAUGGAUUCUCCACAAUCAAUAGGUUUCCAAGCAACAAUCAGUGCUCCACACAUGCAUGCUUAUGCACUAGAACUUCUAUUUGAUCAAUUGCAUGAAGGAGCUAAGAGACCUCUAAUGACUAGCUCUUUGUUCACACAUUUAAUAGACCAGUUAAAGCCUGGUGGAAGAUUGAUAUUGCCAGUCGGCCCUGCUGGUGGAAACCAAAUGUUGGAGCAGUACGAUAAGCUGCAAGAUGGCAGUGUCAAAAUGAAACCUCUGAUGGGAGUGAUAUACGUGCCUUUAACAGAUAAAGAAAAGCAGUGGUCCAGGACUUCGAGUACUAUGUUGAAUAAAAGUGGCGAGAUUGGG
This is a messenger RNA of Condylura cristata (star-nosed mole), 980 nucleotides long. RefSeq names its product protein-L-isoaspartate (D-aspartate) O-methyltransferase (gene PCMT1). Lineage: Eukaryota; Metazoa; Chordata; Mammalia; Eulipotyphla; Talpidae. The record is from RefSeq and is a predicted model, not a curated record. The annotation marks the transcript as partial. The transcript has 7 exons. Gene Ontology annotation, molecular function: protein-L-isoaspartate (D-aspartate) O-methyltransferase activity. Gene Ontology annotation, biological process: protein modification process. Gene Ontology annotation, cellular component: cytoplasm.